Molecule: messenger RNA, 604 nt
Organism: Drosophila suzukii
Lineage: Eukaryota; Metazoa; Arthropoda; Insecta; Diptera; Drosophilidae
Source: RefSeq, a predicted model, not a curated record
CAUCCGAUCAGAUCAACAACCAUUUAGCAAAAUGUUCGCCGAAACAGCUCUUAAUUUUAACUCGAACGAAGUGUCGGAGAAGCCAUCUCUCACCGGCGCCUCCACCAACAUGAAGAAGCUUUUGAAGACCAUCAAGAAGGUCUUCAAGAACUCUAAACCUUCAAAGGAGAUCCCGAUCUCCAACGUCCUUUACUCCUGCGCCACCGAGGAGGAGCACCAGAAUUGGCUCAACGAACAACUUGAAGCCAAGACAAUCAGCCUUCUCUGCUGAGUUCUUCUGGGGUAUUCUCCUCAAUCGAGUAACUGUGAUGUGACCCCACUGAAAGGUCUAUAAAUCUGCAAUUCGGCUUUAAACUCCAACUGUGAUGACGAGAACACGAGACUGGCUUGUGUGCCUUGGAAGCGCCCAACUUCGACGCUUCCGCCAACUGUACAUAUCAAACUAGCUGCUAAAAUGUCUUCAAUAAUGCUUUAACCUAGAAUAAGUUCCUAGCUGUAAUCAUUGUCUUCCAUUAGAUUUAAGCGAAUCAUUGUCUUCCAUGUUUGUUUGUUUAGGGUCAAAAAAUUAGUCUAAGAAUAAAAAUCCCUCGAGGAAAAAAAACAA